AUGGACUUCUCAGCGUUUGCAGGGCAAAGUCCCGCCCACAACGAUUUUCGCAGCGACACAUUCACAACUCCAACCAUGUCAAUGCUCCAAUCAUUAGCAGCGACAACCGUGGGCGACGCAGUAUACAACGAAGACGCCAAAACCAAGGAGUUGGAAGAGAAAGUCGCGAAACUAACAGGCAAAGAAGCAGGCCUAUUCUGCGUGAGCGGGACAUUAUCGAACCAGAUCGCCAUGAGAGUCAACUUGGCACAACCUCCAUAUAGCGUCUUGUGCGAUGUGCGCGGACAUGUAUACGAGCACGAAGCCGGCGGAUUAACUACAUUGACGCAAGCUAGACCGCAGCCCAUCUACCCCAAGAACGGCAAGUAUCUCACUCUCCAGGACGACAUCUUGCCUCAUUUCGUGCCUGAUGACGGAGAAAUUCACGGGGCCCCGACAAAAUUGAUCUGUUUGGAAAACACCUUGCACGGGAUGGUGUACCCUCUCGAGGAGAUUCGCGAGAUUUCAAACUUCUGCAAACAAAACAAUGUCAAGUUGCAUCUCGAUGGAGCAAGAUUAUGGAACGCGAGCGUCGCCUCGGGGAUCCCUCUCGAUCAAUACUGCCAAUAUUUCGAUAGUGUCUCGCUAUGUCUUUCCAAGACUUUGGGGGCGCCAAUAGGCACCGUGCUUGUCUCCACUCGCAAGUUCAUCCAAAAGGCUAACCAUUUCAAGAAACAGAAUGGCGGAGGCAUAAGACAAAGCGGGAUCUUGGCUAGUAUGGCCAUUGUGGCCAUUGAUGAAAACUGGCCGAAAUUGCAAGCGACGCACGAUAUGGCUCGAGAAUUGGGGCAAUUGUGCCAUCUGCACGGCAUCGUGUUGGAGCACCCUGUCGAUACCAAUUUUGUAUUUGUUGAUAUUGCUGCGAACAAGAUCAACCCCGAGAAGCUCGUUGAAAUUAGCAGCAAACAUGGAGUGAAAGUUUACUCGGGACGGGUCGCGUUCCAUUAUCAGAUUUCCAACGCCUCGUUUGAAAAGGCCAAACGGGUGAUUGUUGAGGCGUUCGAGUAUGCCAAGGAGCAUCCAUACGAACUGCAGAGUAACUUCAAGUUUUACACUGCGGCGAACUAA
Messenger RNA from Lodderomyces beijingensis, 1107 nucleotides. Lineage: Eukaryota; Fungi; Ascomycota; Pichiomycetes; Serinales; Debaryomycetaceae. The record is from the annotation of a GenBank genome assembly.